UUCCAUCUUGCAUCGUUACUCCAUGUAUCUCUUAUCUUUUCCCUCGCUGAAUUUGCUCCUUAUAAAUUUUAUUCUCUCUCCCCUCUCGACGAAAGGGCUAGAGAAAAAGGUUAGACAUGGCAGCAGAUGUCAGCUCAAUCGUGAACAGUACUAGAAAUUCAGAGAUUUUGAUCACAAAAGACUUGCUUGGAGGGUUUUCAAAGGUUGCUAACAAAGAUUUGGAUCUGGACUUACAAGUCACAAAAACUUGGGACGCGCCUCAUGAUUUCAAGUCUUCAGGGAAGGUAUACUCACAGAGAUGUAAUUCUGUAAGCUCACCAUUACCAUCCCCUAACAGCAUGAAGAACCACAAACAGAGAACAGCCCAAGAAUCAGAGGUUCAAGAUUCUAAGUUUCCACCAUUAAAGUUCUUGGAAGAAAGUUGCCUGGAAUUGAAACUUGUACCGUCGAGUCACUGUCAAAGUGUGUGCACGCUUGACAAGGUAAAAUCUGCUUUGCAAAGAGCAGAGAAAGAGACCAUGACUAAGAAGAGAUCUCCUCCACCACCAUACCCACAAACCAGUGACAUCAAAGAAGACAGAAAUGGCACUGCAUCCUCUUCAACAGGAGUGUUCGCUGCUGCUUGUCCUGGUUGCUUGCUCUAUGUGAUUACUUUGAAAACAAAUCCCAAGUGCCCUAGUUGCAACUCUAUCGUCCCAUCUCCAUCGGCUACAAAGAAGCCCAGAAUUGACCUCAAUGCUUCACUUUGAUCUUGUAACCAUGGGGAUCAAGAUUCCCAGAAGAGGAGAACUAGUCUAGUGCUAGGUGCUAAAUACUUCCAAAUUAUUAUUUGUGGAUGAAAAAAAUAGUAGGUUAUUCUGUUUAUAUGUUGUAGGCCAACCUAGGAUUAGGUGAAAUUAACCACCGAUAAUUGUCUUGGUGUUGAAAUUCUUACAAGAAGUUAAAUAGAUUUAAAGCCA
This is a messenger RNA of Populus nigra (black poplar), 959 nucleotides long. RefSeq lists its product as uncharacterized. The transcript is spliced from 2 exons. Bases 117 to 749 code for a protein of 210 amino acids. The record is from RefSeq and is a predicted model, not a curated record. NCBI's taxonomy places the organism in Eukaryota, Viridiplantae, Streptophyta, Magnoliopsida, Malpighiales, Salicaceae.